AUGCCGAGGAACCAGGGCUUCUCGGAUCCCGAGUACUCGGCUGAGUACUCUGCCGAGUACUCGGUUAGUCUGCCCUCUGACCCCGACCGUGGGGUCGGCCGGACCCAUGAAAUUUCUGUGCGGAAUUCGGGGUCCUGCCUGUGCCUGCCUCGCUUUAUGCGGCUGACCUUCGUGCCUGAGUCCUUGGAGAACCUCUAUCAGACCUACUUCAAAAGGCAGCGCCAUGAGACACUGCUGGUGCUGGUGGUCUUUGCGGCCCUCUUUGACUGCUACGUGGUGGUCAUGUGCGCGGUGGUCUUUUCCAGCGACAAGUUGGCGCCCCUCAUGGUGGCCGGCAUUGGUCUGGUGUUGGACAUCAUCCUCUUUGUGCUCUGCAAAAAGGGGCUGCUCCCGGACCGAGUGAGCCGCAAAGUGGUACCCUACCUGCUGUGGCUGCUCAUCACAGCUCAGAUCUUCUCAUACCUGGGCCUGAACUUCUCACGUGCCCACGCAGCCAGCGACACGGUGGGUUGGCAGGCCUUCUUUGUCUUCUCCUUCUUCAUCACGCUACCCCUCAGCCUCAGCCCCAUCGUGAUCAUCUCUGUGGUCUCCUGUGUUGUGCACACGCUCGUCUUGGGGGUCACUGUGGCCCAGCAGCAGCAAGAUGAGCUGCAAGGGAUGCAGCUGCUGAGGGAGAUCCUGGCCAACGUCUUCCUUUACCUGUGUGCCAUCAUUGUGGGCAUCAUGUCCUACUACAUGGCAGACCGCAAGCAUCGCAAGGCCUUCCUGGAAGCCCGCCAGUCGCUGGAGGUGAAGAUGAACCUGGAGGAGCAGAGCCAGCAGCAGGAGAACCUCAUGCUUUCCAUCCUGCCGAAGCACGUGGCUGAUGAGAUGCUGAAGGACAUGAAGAAAGACGAGAGCCAGAAGGACCAGCAGCAGUUCAACACCAUGUACAUGUACCGGCACGAGAAUGUCAGCAUCCUGUUUGCGGACAUUGUGGGCUUUACCCAGCUGUCCUCCGCCUGCAGCGCCCAGGAGCUCGUGAAGCUCCUCAACGAACUCUUUGCCCGCUUUGACAAGCUGGCGGCUAAAUACCACCAACUGAGGAUCAAGAUCCUGGGGGACUGUUACUACUGCAUCUGUGGUCUGCCUGACUACCGGGAGGACCACGCCGUGUGCUCCAUCCUCAUGGGGCUUGCCAUGGUGGAGGCCAUCUCGUACGUGCGGGAGAAGACCAAGACUGGCGUGGACAUGCGUGUAGGGGUGCACACAGGCACCGUACUGGGUGGUGUCUUAGGCCAGAAGCGUUGGCAGUAUGACGUGUGGUCUACUGAUGUCACUGUGGCUAACAAGAUGGAGGCUGGUGGCAUCCCAGGGCGCGUGCACAUCUCCCAGAGCACCAUGGACUGCCUGAAGGGGGAGUUUGACGUAGAGCCCGGUGACGGGGGCAGUCGCUGUGAAUACCUAGAUGAGAAAGGCAUCGAGACCUACCUCGUCAUUGCCUCCAAGCCAGAGGUGAAGAGAACAGCCCAAAAUGGUCUCCAUGGCUCGGCUCUGCCAAAUGGCGCGCCGGCAUCCUCCAAACCCAGCUCCCCUGCCCUUAUUGAGACCAAGGAGCCCAAUGGGAGCGCCCAUGCCAGCGGCUCCACAUCGGAGGAGGCUGAAGAGCAGGAGGCCCAGGCCGACAACCCCUCGUUCCCCAACCCCCGCCGCAGGCUGCGCCUCCAGGAUCUGGCGGACCGUGUGGUGGACGCCUCUGAGGAUGAGCACGAACUGAACCAGCUGCUCAACGAGGCCCUGCUGGAGCGGGAGUCUGCCCAGGUGGUGAAGAAGAGAAAUACGUUCCUCCUAACCAUGCGGUUCAUGGACCCAGAGAUGGAAACGCGCUACUCGGUGGAGAAGGAGAAGCAGAGUGGGGCGGCCUUCAGCUGCUCCUGCGUGGUCCUCUUCUGCACCGCCAUGGUGGAGAUACUUAUUGACCCCUGGCUGAUGACAAACUACGUGACCUUCGUGGUUGGGGAGGUUCUGCUUUUGACCUUGACCAUCUGCUCGCUGGCGGCCAUCUUUCCCAGGGCGUUUCCUAAGAAGCUUGUGGCCUUCUCAUCUUGGAUUGACCGGACCCGCUGGGCCAGGAACACCUGGGCCAUGUUAGCCAUCUUCAUUCUGGUUAUGGCCAAUGUGGUGGACAUGCUUAGCUGUCUCCAGUACUACAUGGGACCUUACAACGUGACCACCGGGAUGGAGCUGGAUGGUGGCUGUAUGGAGAACCCCAAGUACUACAACUACGUUGCUGUGCUGUCCCUCAUCGCCACCAUCAUGCUGGUGCAGGUCAGCCACAUGGUGAAGCUGACACUCAUGCUGCUCGUCACAGGCGCCGUGACUGCCAUCAACCUGUAUGCCUGGUGUCCGGUCUUCGAUGAAUACGACCGCAAGCGCUUUCAGGAACAGGACUCUCCUGUGGUGGCCUUGGAGAAGAUGCAGGUAUUGUCCGCCCCUGGGCUCAAUGGCACGGACAGCAGGCCACCCCUGGUGCCUUCCAAGUACUCAAUGACUGUGAUGAUGUUCGUCAUGAUGCUGAGCUUUUACUACUUCUCCCGCCACGUGGAAAAACUGGCACGAACACUGUUCUUGUGGAAGAUCGAGGUCCAUGACCAGAAAGAACGUGUCUAUGAGAUGCGACGUUGGAACGAGGCCUUGGUCACCAACAUGCUGCCUGAGCACGUGGCCCGCCAUUUCCUGGGGUCCAAGAAGAGAGACGAGGAGCUGUACAGCCAGUCUUAUGACGAGAUUGGAGUCAUGUUUGCCUCCCUGCCAAACUUUGCUGACUUCUACACCGAGGAGAGCAUCAAUAAUGGUGGGAUCGAGUGUCUACGCUUCCUCAAUGAGAUCAUCUCUGAUUUUGACUCCCUCCUGGACAACCCCAAAUUCCGGGUCAUCACCAAGAUCAAAACCAUUGGCAGCACCUAUAUGGCAGCUUCUGGAGUCACCCCAGAUGUCAAUACCAAUGGCUUUACGAGCUCCAGCAAGGAGGAGAAGUCAGACAAGGAGCGCUGGCAGCACCUGGCUGACCUGGCUGACUUUGCGUUAGCCAUGAAGGACACGCUCACAAACAUCAACAACCAGUCAUUCAACAACUUCAUGUUGCGCAUAGGCAUGAACAAAGGCGGGGUUCUGGCUGGAGUCAUCGGAGCCCGGAAACCACACUAUGACAUCUGGGGCAACACUGUCAAUGUAGCCAGCAGAAUGGAAUCCACAGGGGUCAUGGGCAACAUCCAGGUGGUAGAAGAAACGCAGGUCAUCCUUCGCGAGUAUGGCUUCCGCUUUGUGAGGCGAGGCCCCAUCUUUGUGAAGGGCAAAGGGGAGCUCCUGACCUUUUUCCUGAAGGGGAAGGACAGGCCAGCCGCCUUCCCCAACGGCUCCUCUGUUACACUGCCCCACCAAGUGGUGGACAAUUCCUGAAUGGCCUCUGGCCCCCAUAAUGGUCCACAUGGGAAGGGAGGUGGUUUGGGAAGCGGAGAAUGGCUUUUGGAAAGGGCCACUGACCAAGUCCUGGUGUUCCCGAGUUGUUGACGUGCACAUUCCCAUAGACUUUAGGUUCAGAUUUCCUCUAGCCUUCCUGUGUGGAUGUGAGUGCUG
This is a messenger RNA of Arvicola amphibius (Eurasian water vole), 3615 nucleotides long. It is a transcript of the gene Adcy3, whose product is annotated as adenylate cyclase 3. NCBI's taxonomy places the organism in Eukaryota, Metazoa, Chordata, Mammalia, Rodentia, Cricetidae. The record is from RefSeq and is a predicted model, not a curated record. Gene Ontology annotation, cellular component: plasma membrane. The transcript is spliced from 21 exons. Bases 1 to 3438 code for a protein of 1145 amino acids. Gene Ontology annotation, biological process: cAMP biosynthetic process; intracellular signal transduction; adenylate cyclase-activating G protein-coupled receptor signaling pathway. Gene Ontology annotation, molecular function: adenylate cyclase activity.